AUGGCCUUUUUCCCUUCGGCCAAAUUUCCUACCAUCCAGACCCGUAAAGCCCUGCUGCUGAUAGACUUUCAAAAUGAGUUUGUCCGCCCUACCGGCAAUCUCCACGUUCCCAACACGGCCGAGAUUCUCGACAUUCUACCCCCUCUAGUGGCGGCAUUUCGUCAGUCUGGCGAUGUGAUCUGGGUUCGCUCACAAUAUGAGUCCCCCCAACCCCAGGAAGAUUGGAACUUUGGAGACAAGAUCAUCCUGGCAACCAAGCCGAGGAAGCCUGCCCGGCGUAGAGCGCCCUCGGAUGUGAUCGAGGUCGCCUCAGAUCGGGACACCCCAGAACCAGUGGACGCGGAAGCAUUUCUGUCAGACCAUGCGCCCAAGUGCUGCAUUGGACAGUCCGCCGGUUAUCAAUUUCCCGCGCCAGUGCUGUCCGCAAUCGAUCCUGGUCGCGAUACGGUCUUGGACAAGACGGGAUAUUCGGCGCUCGAGUCAGCUGGCCUCGUCUUGUCGUUUCGUACGCGGUUCAUCACAGAGCUAUACCUGUGCGGUUCACUGUCCAAUAUCUCUGUUUAUGCAACUGCGUUGGACGCGGUCCGAAACGGCUUCUCGGUGACCCUCGUCGAAGAUUGCCUGGGGUUUCGGGACUUUCGACGUCACCAGGAGGCCAUGCGUCGCAUGGCUGAUAUUCUGGGAGCCUCGGGUAUCACAGCACAAGAGCUCUGUCAAGAGCUAGAUUGGCAGGAGACUGAAGAGAUCGCGCAGCAAGAACGAAAAUCUAGGCCCGAAAAAUCAUCAAUCACGCCUGGGGACGCCGUUGGCAUUGAGGACAUCAUGCAUAGUCUCGAUGUGAUGCAAGAAGACACAGCCCUCGUCCACAGAGACGAUCGCACUCUCCAACCAUCAUCUGAUUUGCGGAGUUCAGGUGUGACUCCCCGGUCGUGUAGCCUUGGGAAGGAAACCGCAAGCAAGCCGCAAAUUCGCGCUCGCGUGCGCCGUCCGAAACGUCGGGAAUUGACCCCCGACACGGUCACUGAAGGGCCAGUCAUGAAAAAACCAACGCAAGAGACAUUGGGAGAGGGUGACUGUCGUCUUAUUCCGGAGAUCGACUUGUCUCGUGACGCCUUUGAGCGCAUUCGCAGGGAGGUAUCUUGGCAGAAGAUGUAUCAUCUCUCGGGCCAAGUGCCCCGACUUGUCGCUGUCCAGGGUCAGGUACAAGAGGAUGGAUCUAUCCCUAUCUAUCGACAUCCCGCCGACGAAUCUCCACUGUUGACAGCGUUUACACCAGCUGUGGAUGAGGCGCGCAUUUUGGUGGAGCGCAUUCUAGGUCAUCCCCUCAACCACGUUUUGAUUCAACUCUAUCGCGAUGGACAUGAUUCCAUAUCUGAACACUCGGACAAGACGUUGGAUAUUGUGCGCGGCUCGUUCAUUUGCAACGUCAGUCUGGGAGCUCAACGUGUGAUGACACUACGGGCCAAGGUCUCGGCCGCACAGGCCCAUGAGCGUACGGAAAGCAGUCGACAAAAGCAAGCUGUGCCUUUACCUCACCGGUCUCUGUUCAUUCUUGGCGAGAAGACCAAUAUGCGAUGGCUUCAUGGUAUUCGACCAGAUAAGCGCGCAGCAUCGACAAAGACCCCUGCGGAACAAGCCUUUGGUGGCGAGCGUAUCUCCUUGACGUUUCGACACAUUGGAACCUAUUUGCACCCGGAGACAAACACCAUCUGGGGCCAAGGAGCCGUAAGCAAAUCAUCCCAGUCGGCGCGGCCUGUUAUUCAUGGCAACGCCGCAGAGACGGAAAGACUUAUUCAUGCAUUUGGUCAAGAGAAUCGAGCAACCGAUUUUGACUGGAAUCAGUUCUAUGGUGCCGGCUUUGAUGUGGUAAACUUUGUGACAACAUCUCCCGCGCCAUUGAUUCUCAGCGGCGACCCCAUUUCAGAUCUACGCGUGCAGUUGGCUCUGGGCGAAAGUGGAAUUCGGUAUGGGGUUGUCGACAGCGCUGAAGUCUCUGCCUGCGAUCGUUCGGUUGAGCAAAGACCUUGUUUCGUUGAGUCUUCGGGUCGAAAAAUUGCUGGAGACUUGGCAAUUUUGAAAUUUCUGGCUCAACAACCUCCUGAGACGACUCGAACCGGUGUCGCGGUCCUACAAGGAGGCAGUCAACUGGAUUCGAUUGAGGGACUUUUGGUGCGCUGGCGGCAUCAUUGCGCCACCUCGUCCGGCCGAUCAUUUGAAUCUGAAUUGGAGGAGUGUGAGCGGGCGCUUGCGGAAAGGCAUUACCUAGGUGGGGCAUCACUGAGCAUUGCUGAUUGCUCCUUUUGGCCCAUACUACGCGACAUCAUGAGCAGGGAAGGGCCUUUGAGUGCUCAAUUUGUGAACCUUCAACAAUACCACGCACGCAUGGAGAAACGUGGUGUUGUCAGAGUCAUCCUUGGGUAG
Penicillium diatomitis is the source of this 2421-nucleotide messenger RNA. Its product is annotated as isochorismatase family protein family. Gene Ontology annotation, molecular function: dioxygenase activity. The record is from RefSeq and is a predicted model, not a curated record. Lineage: Eukaryota; Fungi; Ascomycota; Eurotiomycetes; Eurotiales; Aspergillaceae. The transcript has a single exon. Gene Ontology annotation, biological process: DNA alkylation repair; DNA repair. The coding region runs from base 1 to 2421 and encodes 806 amino acids. Gene Ontology annotation, cellular component: nucleus.